Molecule: messenger RNA, 374 nt
Organism: Paramecium primaurelia
Lineage: Eukaryota; Ciliophora; Oligohymenophorea; Peniculida; Parameciidae
Source: the annotation of a GenBank genome assembly
CUAACUGCUAAUUUCAUGAAUGACUCUUUGAGAUCUUUGUCAACCAAUGAUUCUUUAGAAGGGCAAACUAGAAAAAAAAAGAAAAGCAAUGCUACAUCUAAAAAGACUUCUCGUCCUCAAAAUAUUAGUUAUACUGAAGUUGUUGAUUUACUUAAUCCAUCAAAUUUGUUCAUUAACAAAAAUUUAGAAGAAGAAUUUAAUGCUAUUGAAUUGUAUGACUUUCUUUAUUAUAAUAGAAUUCCUGAGACUUCUUAUUUUCCCCACUUUAAAUUUAUUUUAGAUGAGAAUUUAACUUGUACGGAAACAAAAUGGAGACGUUUACCUACAUUUAUUAAAUUAACAUCAUGAUAUUGAUUGUAUAAUUUUUGUCAUCU